Molecule: messenger RNA, 1281 nt
Organism: Leptidea sinapis
Lineage: Eukaryota; Metazoa; Arthropoda; Insecta; Lepidoptera; Pieridae
Product: gloverin-like
Exons: 5
Coding region: 145-678 (177 amino acids)
Source: RefSeq, a predicted model, not a curated record
GGGGAAUUCCUAAGGGAAGUUACUCUUCGCUCCCGAGGCGGUUGUUUUGUAUAAAUACUUCAUUCUCUAAAUGUCGACUAUCAUUCGUUCUCGGUGAUUUGACCGUUGUAGUUUCAGUGUGUUAAAAGGAAACAGCAAUCCAAGAUGAAGCAGGUCUGUGUUUUAAUCACAAUGGUGUGUACCAUCGCCGCUCAGGAGUUUGUGCCAGUUUUACGUGACCCAACAUACCCCGUAUGGUACGUGGGGGGCGCAGUCGGAGGCACGGUGAGACAGCGGGGGCGCCGUGACGUCACGGUGGAUCGUAAAGUGGGCGACAACGGCAAGGUGUUCGGAACUCUUGGCGCUAACGAUAAUGGACUCUUUGGUAAGGGCGGUUACGAGCACCAGAUCUUCGACGACGCUCGUGGAAAGCUGAGCGGGCAGUUGUCGGGCUCGCGGGUUUUGGGUCCGAUGGGAGACGCCUCGCUGGUGGGCGGAGGCCUGCGCUACGAGAACCCCAACGCACAGGCCUCUCUGGACAUCACCAAGCAGAUACACGGACAUACUAUGUACUCGGCGGCGGCCGGCGGUAAAUGGCCGGUGGGCAAGAACGGCGACUUCUCAGUGCAAGGAACGUACAACCAGAUGCCAGGCUUGAGGGACUAUGGAGCGAUGGCCAACUACAACUACAGGUGGUGAAUGAUGAGUGAUGUACUCUAGAGCUCUGUUACUGUGAUGGCUUUUAAGUGAAUUAGAUAUUAAUUAAUGACAUGACGUUUAGAAUAUCCAUUAGCUGUACAUUUUUAAGGACUAAACCCGGAUUAAAAUAUGUUUGUACUUAUAUUUUAAAGUUGAGAAGCGUACGCUGUGUUAUAAUCGCGAAGUAAAAUUAUUCCAAAUUUAAAAUUUUGUCUUUAUCUUACCUGUGUCACUACAGAAUUACAUGAGAGGGAGAAGUACCUACCUAAUUUCAAACUUGAAGUAACUUUUCAUUGCAUUUAUUAAGACAGUGUUUUGUCAAACCUAACUGAAUGCUGUUUGCAUUAUAAUUAUAAAUGGCGUCACCUUUUUGUACUACUUUUAAAACUGGGUUGAUGGCCAUCAACCAUGUAUUUUUUUAAUUAAGUAAUUACAAGCCUAAUCGAAGCUUAUCAGCUGAUAAAUUGUAAUAAGAAAUGCCAACCAGCUCGUCAAAUACGAGUAGGUAGGUAUUAACAUAAUUGUACAUACAAUUAUUGCCAAAUCAAUUUAUUAUUGUACCUAAAUGAUGUAAUUUUUGUAAUAAAUAGUUAGUAUCUUCUA